UGCGCGUGGCGCUGUUCGCUUCAACGUCUUCGCGGCGCUGUCUUUCAUUCAGUGACGUGGAUUUUCAUUUGUGGCACUCAGUGCUUCCAAAAACACUGACUUUCCAGCGUCUCUGAGCAUUUCAACUAACUUUCUUCGCAUUUAUAAAAAAACCCACUCAUUUUUAUUUCAUUCGUUUGUCUCACUUCAACACAGUUUUGUCACCGCUUUCGUAACAGACUCCAGAAUGAGUAAAAACAGCAAAGUGUUGAACCUGAAGGAUAAAAUCAGUGGUAAUGAAGUGGACCUGAGUCUGUGUAACCUCACCGAGGUGCCAGUCAGAGAGCUGGCUUUAUUCACCAAAGCAACUUUCGUGGACUUGUCUUGCAACAACAUUACCUCCCUUCCGCCAGAGUUCUGCAACCUUACCCACCUAGUGAAGGUGGAUCUGAGUAAGAACCAACUGACCUGUCUGCCUGAAGACGUGGGUAACCUGGUCAACCUUCAACAUCUGGACCUGUACAACAACAAACUGACUGUCCUGCCUGUCAGCUUCUCUCAGCUCAAGAGUCUGAAGUGGUUGGAUCUGAAGGAUAACCCUCUGGAGGCUGACCUGGCCAAGGCAGCAGGAGACUGUCUGGAUGAGAAGCAGUGCAAACAGUGUGCCUUCAAAGUUCUGCAGCACAUGAAUGGUCUUCAGGAUGAGGUAGAUCGUGCACGAGAGAAACGCCUUUUGAGGGAAAAAGAGCUGGAGAGGAAGAGGGAGAUGAAGCAGAGGGAGCGGGAGGCCAGAGACAAGGAGGCUCGUAAACAGGAGAAGGCGGAGGAGAAGGAGAAGAGGAGGAGAGAGUACAACGCUCAGAUGGCGGCCGCAGCUGCACGGGAACAACAGAAGAAGAAGAGCGAGGAAAAGAAGAAAAAGAACGGACAGGCAGCAGCAGAUAAAAAGGUUGUUGUGGAAUUGGCGCCUAAACCCCGACGUUCUCUCAUCGGCCUGAUGUUCAAGCUCCUCCUCCUGCUACUACUAGGAUUGGCCGGCGUUGCUGCCACCUGCCGCCUGACCGACCUGCAGAAAGAACCCGCGUGUGUGCCAGUCAACAUCUUCGUGGAUGACAGCCUGUCCUGGGCCAAGGAGCAGGAGGGCGUGGUCAGACAACUUGUGCAAAAUCUGUCUUCGGCAGCAAAGGAGUUUCUUGAAUCCACGCAAACGUCUAAGAACUAAGUCACCAUCAACUUCCAGAGCUGCGGGUUUUCCACUCCAACUGGGAUUUUUUUAAUAUAGAUAUAUGCUGAAAUCAUGAAUAUCAUUAAGAUGAGCAGCCCUUCGUCCACUUACCCUGUUUGUGGUGCUGGGAAGUGAAGAGUUUGUACAAAUGGAAAAAGUGGGGUGGACAGAUGUUUUAAAAUCAUCUUAGAUUCCUAUGGAAUUAUUGUUGCUUGUGUACUGUCUUUGUACAACAGCCUGUAAAAAAAAAAAUCAUCUUAAAUGUCUCAAUGGGCCAUGUUUUGCACUUAGUAAGGGUUUGUGUUUCAGUGCAUUACAUGGAGCGUGGGGUGUAUUUAAGAGAUUUUCAGGGACAUGUCAGGUGGCCCUGUCUGUGCUUCACUGGAGUGUCAAUGCCAUGAUAAUUGCCAGUCGGACCUGUGCAUGAGGUACAAUGUAAUACUCACUCAUCGGUGGCCUCUUCUGUCUUUAUAGUCUUACAUCAGUCAAACCAGCUCAAUCACGCAGCUAAUACACAAUGUCUGGUAUGCAAACUAGAGCCCAACUGAUAUAUGAGUGGAUUUUUAUAAUAUCGGACAACAGUAAGAGGCGUACAAGUCAGCUAACUCAACACAGUGCAGAAUUGCCAAAGAUAUGUUUGUGGUCAUUAAACAAAUGUGUCACUGCAUAGCUUUUCCAGCAGGGAUCAAAUUACCCCCUCCUUGUAAACAUUAAGCGAUUUUAAACAUAUUCAUUAUUUAUCUGUCGAUCGAGUGAUUGAUCAGUUCAGCACUAAUUUAUGUUUAAAAAAAAUAAAAAAUAAAUCUCUCUCUCUCUCUCUCUCUCUCUCUCUCUCUCUCUCUCUCUCUCUCUCUCUCUCUCUCUCUAGCCAUAUGGGCCUCAAAAAUCCGGUAUCAGUCAGGCUCUAAUGUAAACCCUUCCCAGUGCACAAACUGUAUUAGAAAUACAACACCAACAAUUUUGCUAGUAAUCUGGUCUAUGUCACAGAUAUGCAUUUUGAAAAUCAUGCUGUUGUGUUUUAGGCCUUUGGAAGUAUUAAACUUGGUUUGACUACAUUCAUUGAUUUCCAUUCAUUUCCAUUACAGUCUGAAAAGUCAUUACAACUCAAAUCUUCACUUAAGCAACAUAACCCCAAAAAUUAUAUCUAGACUUGAUGUUCACUGUGAUGGGCAGAUUACACACCUGUACCAAGUUUCAAGAGAAUUGAUUUAAAUACUGCACGGACAAAAUGGAAACCAGUGACUGCAUGGAAGGUACGAAUUGUAAAGAAAAAAAGCAACAUUUGCAAAAGGGUUAUCUGUAAUAUAAGCAUAGCAUAUAAGCAUACAUUGUUGAUAAGGGGAUGUUGCUUG
Messenger RNA from Etheostoma spectabile (orangethroat darter), 2556 nucleotides. It is a transcript of the gene lrrc59, whose product is annotated as leucine rich repeat containing 59. Gene Ontology annotation, molecular function: protein binding. The transcript is spliced from 8 exons. Bases 227 to 1201 code for a protein of 324 amino acids. NCBI's taxonomy places the organism in Eukaryota, Metazoa, Chordata, Actinopteri, Perciformes, Percidae. The record is from RefSeq and is a predicted model, not a curated record. Gene Ontology annotation, cellular component: cytoplasm.